GAAUGACACUUCAUUCCCCGGUCGGUUCAGGGAGCGUGUCGGCGUGCAGUACGACAUUUAUCUUGUACCCUAGUUUGGGAUCCAUUUACGGUUUCUUUUCAGGGUCGUAUUGUUGGGGGGGGGAUGGCGGCGGUCCUGCUUCAGGUUCUGGAGCGGACGGAGUUGAAUAAGCUCCCGAAAGGCGCUCAAAACAAGCUGGAGAAGUUUGUAACGGAGCUGCGAAAUGCUAACGAGGAGCAGCGGAAUGCUAACGAGGAGCUGCGGAGGCAGCGCGAGCGCUUGGAAGCGGACAGCGAACAGCAGUAUUUUGAUAUUGACAAGAGGCUGGCGGAGAGUCAGGAGCAGAUCCUGUCUGCCACGAAAGACGUGCAGACCCUCAAGGAAGAAAAUAAAAAACUCAAUGAAGAACUGAGCAGUCUGAAGGGAAUCGAGGGAGAGACGGCUGAAGAUAAACCACCACAACAGCAAACAAAGGCUAAGUAUGAGCUUGAGGCAGAGAAGAGAGAGCUGGAGAGGCUGCUGGAGAAGAGAAAGCAGGAGGUGGAAAACCUCACUGACGAUAUGAAACGACUGAAUGAGAAGCUGACAGAGACCAGCAAAGUGAAGACGGAGCUGCAGCUCAAACUGGAUGGCUUACAGUCAUCUGAAGCUUCUGUGCAGCACCGAGAGAAGCGCAUGGAGCAGGAGAAAGAGCUGCGUGAGAAGAAGAUCGAGUGGUUAACGGCAGAACUGAAGGCCAAAACUGAAGAACUAUUGAACACCAACAGAGAGAAAGGAAAGGAGAUACUGGAGUUGCAGGCGUGUCUGAAGAACAGCAAGGAGCAGGUGACCAGAUUGGAGGGGCAGCUGACCUCGCUGAAGCAAACCAGUGAAAAACAGAAUGAAAGAGGCGAGGACUUGAACAACAAACUCAAACAGGCUAAAGACGAGCAGAGUGCCAUGGAGGAGAAAUACCGCAACGAGCUCAACGCUCAUGUCAAGUUGUCUUCCCUCUACAAGUUGGCAGCAACAGACCUGGAGACAAGGAACCAAGAGCUGAGCAGAGCUGUAGAAGAGCUCAGCAAGCUGGUUAAAGACUCUGGAGAAGCCAAUAAGACCCUCGAAAAGAAGACGUCCGACAUGGCGGAACUAAAUACGCGGUUGGAGGCGGAGCUUACAGAGAAGAUCAAGAACAUGGAGAAGGAGCUGGAGACCGCCACGGUGAAGGCUUCUGGAAAACACUGCUGUGCGCCCUCUCUGACCGAGGAGCAAUUGGACGCCAUGUGUCCAUCGGCAGCAGCCAUUUCUGCUAUAGUAAAGCCCGCCAUGAAGUUCUUUGAUCUGUACAAUGCGUAUGCGGAAUGUCAGACGCAGCUUCAGCUGGAGAAGCAGGAGACCAGGAGGGUGAGCCGAGUUCUGGAUGAGAUCGUCCUGGAGGUGGAGUCCAAGGCCCCGGUCCUCAAGCGCCAGAGGGAGGAGUACGAGAGCAUGAAGAGGUCCAUGACCUCCCUGUGCAACAAGCUAGAGCAGGCUCGAACGGAAAUCUACAGUUUGCAGAAAGAAAAGGAGGAGGCCAAGCAGCGCUGUGACAGCAUGGAGAGAGAAAAGCUGAGGACGGAGAGACAGCUAGAGGACACAUCUACACAGGUCUGCUCUCUUCUGGUGGAGCUGGAGGAAGCACGAGGUAAUCAGGUGACUCGGGAGGACGGCACCUCCGCCAACAUAUCCAGCACUUCUGAGGUCACCAGUCCGCGCCAGCUGUCCUUCCGCAGCGUGGAGGAGCUGCAGAGGCAGAACCAAAGCCUACUGAAACAGCUGAGGGAGCUGGAGGAGGAGAAGGAGAGACAACAGAGCCAAGUGGCAUCAGCGCGCGUGUCGGAGUUGGAGGCCGGCGUGGACAAGCUUCAGAAGGAGGUGGAGCAGCUGAAGGAGCAGAGGAACCAGCAGAAGCAGCUGGCCGACUCCAGCGCCAGACAGAGGGACAUGUACAAGACCCUGCUGACGCAGAGCACCGGCUUCAGCCUGCCUCCUCAAGGUCCCGAGUCUUCAUCCCACCCCGCACCCGUUAGACCGCCGUUGCCGGCUACUCGCGCUGCUCCUCAGAGAGCCGCCGCCGAGUCGGCGCAGACCGCUCAGGCCAACGCUGCCUUAAAACAGCUGAGCGACUCCUUCGCCCUGUACAAGAAGGAGAAGGCCGAGAACGACCGGAUGUUGAACGAAACCAACGAGCGGCUGCAGAAGCAGCUGACGGACCUCCGCUCCAGCCACGCCAAGCUCACCUCGCAGCUUGAGUUCAGCAGCAAGAGGUACGAGAUGCUCCAGGACAACGUGUCAGCCUACCGUAGAGAGAUCUGCGCCCUGCAGGAGAGGAACCAAAAGCUGUCUGCCACGGCCCAACAGCACGAGCACGUCAUCCACACGAUGAGCCAGGACCUGCGGCAGGCCAACGAGAAGCUGGCGCUGGAGGAGGUGCGCGUGGAGAACUUCACCAAAGAGAGAGACAUGUUGAGACAAGCAGAGAGUCGACUGAGUCGAGAGAAGGAGGCCGUGCUGGCUGAGCAACAGAACCAGAACCUGCUGCUGACCAACCUCAAGUCCAUACAGUUGACCAUGGAGCGGACCGAGUCGCUGACCCGCCAGCGGCUGAACGACAAGAUCGAGCAUCUGGAGGCAGAAGUGGCUUCAAUGAAGACCAGGCUGGACCAGGAAGUGGCACAGAAACACGCCCUGGGGCGCACAAUGGAUGCCCAGUUGUUGGAAGCAAAGAAACAGCUGGAGACUCAGAACACCUUGCAGCAGAAGACCAGGGAGCUGCUGCGCGGCGCUGAGCAGCAGGUGGUGGCGCUGAAAGCCCAGCUGGCCUCUGCAUCGUCCUCUGAGGCCGUGGCCGCCACCGGCAACGCCAGCACACCGGCCCCCAGGGCCGCAGCCCUCAGAGCACCACUCCGAGUACGCUCUCCUGUACCAACUCCCGUCUCCCAGCAGCUCAGCCAAUCAGAGCAGGAGCUUGCCGAGGUGAAAAGCUCCCUCCGUACUGCUGAAGAACAAAAGGGCGAGCUGAUGGAGCAGCUGAAGAACGCUAACGCUACUGUGGAGCAGUACAAGGCUGUGGUGCUGACUCUGGAAGACAGUCUGAAGAAAGAAAAGGAGUCCCGGUGUCCUCUGGAGCUCCGGCUGAAGGAGUCUGGGGAGGUGCAGAAGCAGCUGGAGAAGCGGAUUUUAGAGGCGGAGAAAAUGAAGCAGCAGGAGCGAGAAGAGAGGAGGAAGGCCAUGGACGCUGUGGAAAAACAAGUGUGUGAGCUGCAGCGCACGCUGAAGUCCAGCCAGGCAGAGCAGCAGGAGGCGCUGGAGAGAGCUGCUGCUGCCGUCACAAUGGAGCAGAAGGCCAUUCAGGACAGCCAGCUGCAGACUAAGCUAGCUGCAGAGGCGCAGGCCAAGUACGAGCGGGAGCUCAUGCUCCAUGCUGCGGACGUGGAGGCCCUGCAGGAGCUGAAGAAAAGGUCGCAGCAGAACGCGGCGCAGAGGAGGGAACUGGAGGAGCAGUUGAGCAAGACCUCGUCCCUCCUGCAGGAGAAAACCGUAGCUUUGAGCGCAACUGAGAAACAGCUGAAGGAGGAUCUGGCCAAUAAGACGCGUUGCUGCGCGGAGCUGGGGAAGCAGAACUCUCUCCUGCAUCAGCAGAUGGAUGAGAUGGCCUCCAGGAGUCGUCAGCAGCGAAGCCAGCAGGAGCAGCAGCUGGACCUGUCGUUCACUGAGGAGGGGAAGACCACCGAGCAAAUACUGGAAAUACUCCGGUUUGUGCGGCGUGAGAAGGAGAUCGCCCUGGCUCAGUGCGAGGCCUCCGACAGAGAAGCUCUUCGCUACAAGCAGCGAGUGGAGCACCAAGAUAGAGAACUGAAGGAGCUGCAGGAGGCCCUGAAUGCCGAGAGGGAGAAAAUGCAGGCUACAGCAAAGACUCUGGCCCAGCAGCAGGAGCAGCUGAAGGAGAUGGAGACCGUCAGCACUCUGCAAGAAACCACCCGGAUGCUGAAAAUGGACCGAGACAAACUGGAACAGGAGCUCCUGCAGGCACAGGCCAAAGUUAGCAAGCUGCAGUCCGACAUCAGCCCGCUACAUCACUCCCUGUCCAUGCUGUCUGAGAAGAAUGGCUCCCUGCAGGCUGACAAGAGGAUACUGGAGGAAGACCUGAAGCGCUGGAAGGCCAAAACCCAGCAACUGGUCAGCCAACAGAAAGACGGCGAUGUGGAGGAGCGGCAGAAACUCACCACUGAGAGGGAAGCUCAGCAGAGACGCAUCACACAGCUGGCUGAAGAGACGGGCAAGCUGAAGACGGAACUGGCGAGAUCCAGCGCCAGCAGUAACUCGGCUCAGUCUCAGCUGCAGGCCUUCAGAGACUCUGUGGCCCGUCUGACGUCUGAGAGAGACACUCUGAAGAAAGACAUGGAGGCCAAGAACAAGGAUAUUCUGGAGAAGAACAAGACCAUCACCCAGGUGAAGAAGAUUGGACGACGCUACAAGACUCAGUACGACGAGCUCAAAGCCCAACACGACAAGCUGGUUGAGGAAACUGCUGCUAAAGCAGGAUUUGAAGCAGGACCGAACCAGGAGACUCAGCGGGAAGUGACUAAAGCCCAGGAGGAGCUCCGACGGGCCGCAGAGGAGCUGAACACACUGAAAGAGGAGGCGCGGAAAAGGCUGGAGGAGGCCCAGAAGAACCAGCAGGAGCUGCAGGAGGCCAAAAAGGAAAUCCAGCAAAGCAAGGAAAAGUUCCAGGAGGUCCAGAACCAGCUGACGCAGGUCCAGUCCCAGUUGUCUCAGACCCAAGCGCAACAGCAGCAGAAUCAGAACCAGCUGACCCAGAGUCAGAAGGAGCUUCAGCAAGCAAAGAGCCACAGCCAGCAGGUACAGAACCAGCUGAAGUCAGCGCAGUCUCUCGCCCAGAAUCGUCACAACCAGAAUCAGCAGAUCCAGAGGGAGCUUCAGCAGGCUAAAGAGGCCCUUCAGCAGAACGUCACAAAUCAGAAAGAGCUGCAGCAGACCCACCAGAGCAGUCAACAGAGUCACAACCAGGAAGUCAUCAACCUCAAGGCGGCUCUCAGCCAAGCCGAGAGCAAGGUGACUGAGCUUCAGAGCCGCAUGGACAACCAACAGAAGCUGGUGGGCGAGCAUGAGGCAGACAUCAAGCGUCUGCAGGAGCAACUCAAGGAGGCUAACCAGGCUAAUGAAGCUAGCCGGGCAAAGCCGGCCAGCCAGGGUUCCCAGUCCAACCAGCCUUGUGAGGCCAGCGCUGCCAGUGACGCUAACAAAGCGCUCCAAGAGGAGCUGUCAAAACUCAGACAAGAGCUGUCUGACAGCAAGAGAAUAGAGGAGCAGCUCCGACAGCAGAUCGCUGAAAAAGAGGAGAAGACAAAGAAGGUCUUCAUGGGAGCCAAGACCAAAAUCAACCAACUAAACAGUGCUAAGGAGCAGCUAAAUAGGGAGAUCGAAGAGGUGAAACAGAGCAAGGAUGAGCUGGAGGUGAGGAUGAGCGCCCUCAAAUCGCAGUACGAAGGACGUCUUCUUCGGCUGGACAGAGAACUGAGGGAGCUGAAAGAGAGCCAAGCGCAGCCGGAGCCCAGAGAGGAGCCACUGGACCAGAGUGGAGCGAAGGGGGGUGACCAGGCCAGAUCUGCAGACCAGAGACAGAUAUCCCUGAAGAAUCCCGCCCAGGACAGAGGAAGUUCCAGCCAGUGCGACCCCCCCACUGCCAACAUCCGCCCCACUACAAGCACUCCGUCUCCGAGCAACAAACCUAGCCCCUCCUCUGGGAGCAAGGCCACACCCCGAGCCAGCAUCCGGCCAAUGGUUACCCCGGUAACCAUCCCCGUCCCAACACCUACAGCCACUGUCAUGCCGACCACACAGAAUGACAGCCAAGAGGCGCUGAUUAGUUCGGGAGUCCCUGUACACUCCACCGGCUCCAGUCUGGCAAACACGUCAAUAAGUCAGCCAACCAGCGCCCAGAACACAGCUUUUGUCCAGCCCACCCAGCAGCAGGCAGCCAAUCAGGACGCAGGCCCCAGUAUGGAGGCAGAGCGACCGUCCACGUCGUCCUCCCUGAGUGGAACAGCCGGUUCAAAGCGUGGCAGAGAGGAAGGGGACGAGGAAGAGGAGAGUUCCAGACCAGAGACUUCACACACACCACCAACCAGCAAAAAACUACGCCUGAAACCAACAACGAUGAUGCAGAUGGAAGGUGAUGAGGAAAUUGAAGGAGAAGGACAGGAUUCACCUGACGACAGUCAGGAACCUCCGGAGGAUUGUUUCCCCGUGUCGGUCGAAGAGCACCAGGACAUCGAGGAAGAAGGCGUGUCCCAGUCUGUCCCCUCCGAUCUGAUGUCCUCUCAGGACUCCGCCAUCAUUCGGGAAGUCAUUGUGAUCGACACGGACAGUGAGAGCCACGAGAGCAAAGAGGGGGAGGAGCAGCCGCAGCAGGAGGAGGAGGAUGAGGAGCAGCAGCAGGAGGAGGAGGAUGAAGAUAAAGAGGAGGAGGAUGAGGAGGAGGAAGAAGAAGACGACAACGACACGUACAAGGAGGAGGGCGAUGAAGACGAGGAUGAUUCUGGUGACAGCGGGAUUAGGGGAGAAGAAGACGACAACAACGAGGAGAGCAGGGAGGCAGAUCAGGAGGGAGGGGAGGGCGAGCCGUCAGAAGCCUCCAACCUCGAGGAGACAACGUGCCGUGACUCGCAGCGUCCCUCUGAGGCGUCGCACAGCAAUGAGGGAAGCAGUGGCGCCACAUCGGAGUCCGACGCCCCCGGAGACCUUGUGCACUUUCCUCCGACCUCCUCUGCACCCUCUCCCUCCCCUUCCCCCGCCUCCUCCCUCACGCCCCGCCUCCCACACCCACGUAGGCCCCCGCACCCGCUGCCACCGCGGCUCUACAUCCAACCGCCGGAGCUGGGGCCCCCGCACACACAGAGACAGUCCUCUCAGCUGCGCAGACCCUCAGUAGGACGUGGACCUCAACUGACCCCUGGAAUAGGCAGUAUGCAACAUUUCUUUGACGAUGACGACAGAAUGGUUCCCAGUACUCCCACUCUGGUGGUCCCACACCGCACGGAUGGCUUUGCAGAGGCUAUACAUUCUCCUCAGGUCGCAGGUCUGUCCACCAGGUUCAGGUUUGGACCUCCGGAAGACCUGCUGCCUCAGACGUCCGCCUCACACUCUGACCUGGGACAGCUAGCCUCUCAAGGAGCUGUGUGUGAAGGUCUGGGGAUGUACGAGUCCCCUCUGUUCCUGGCUGCUCACGAUGAAGACGGAGGAGGAAGGAGUGUCCCCACCACACCGUUACAAGUGGCUGCACCAGUGACGGUCUUCACAGAGUCUCUACCCUCAGACAGUUGCGACAAUAUGGCGUCCCAGUCGGUUCCCAUGGUGACCACCUCCACCGGGAUGGCAUCUGCUGCUGAUGAUGGUGAUGAAGUCUUCAUGGAGCAGGAUGGAGAGGGGCCUGGUACAGAACCCUCUUUGGAGAACCAGACAGACAUGGACUCAACAGGGCAGCAAAGUGAUGACUCGUCACUGCCGUCUACCAGCCACGACCCCGACACCAGCAGCGCCACCCAGCGGCGCACUGUUCCCACUCUGAUGAGCAUCCCGCCGGCCAGGGGGACCAGGGGAGGGAGGAUGGAGGCCAGGACGCCACUCAGCCGCAGAGGCACUUUCUUUCGUGGAGGGAGGGGCGGAGCCGUGGGCAGAGGCGGCUUUGCCUGAUGAUAAUGAUCUCAGGCAGCAACUCUUUAAAUAAGGGAACGGGAAGAAAGAGCUUGUUUACCAUUUUUUUGUUGAAUUUUAAAAUAUUCAGGAUGAAAAAUGAACAACGGAGAUAUGUGUGGUUCUACGGACAAAUUGUUUGUGAGAAUGUGUAGUUUGUCAUUUUUACAUUUAUCCAUGGUCAUUUAGUUGGUGUCUUCAUGUUGCUGUUUGGAUUGUUAAACUUGUUUUAGUAAUAAAGUUGAAUGGAGAGUUGUAA
Molecule: messenger RNA, 7993 nt
Organism: Gasterosteus aculeatus aculeatus (three-spined stickleback)
Lineage: Eukaryota; Metazoa; Chordata; Actinopteri; Perciformes; Gasterosteidae
Product: nucleoprotein TPR
Biological process (GO): regulation of mitotic spindle assembly; protein import into nucleus; mRNA export from nucleus
Cellular component (GO): nuclear pore
Molecular function (GO): structural constituent of nuclear pore
Source: RefSeq, a predicted model, not a curated record